GACGCGCAUGGCAGUGGCCGCCUGGCCUCGCUGGUGUCCCAGCGGCUGCGGGAUGCGGCUGGCGGAGGGGCUGGGGAUGGUCUGCGGGGCCCGGCCCCUCCUGGGCACCUUCCUGCGCCCCCGGGCAGCUGUGGCGGCCGCCCCGGCCCGCUCCCAGGCGCUGGUCUAUGCGCAGCACGGGGAGCCGGCUCGGGUUCUACAACUAAAGGAUCUAGAACGAUCUGAGCUAGGCCAUUCUGGGGUUCACGUGAAGAUGCUGGCAGCCCCUAUAAAUCCAGCAGACAUCAACAUGAUCCAAGGGACUUAUGCCCUCCUCCCUGACUUGCCUGCAGUAGGAGGGAAUGAAGGCGUUGGACAAGUGGUGGAAGUUGGCAGUCAUGUGACUUCUAUGAAGCCUGGGGAUUGGGUUAUCCCAGCAGAUGCAGAACUUGGAACGUGGAGAACGGAUGCAGUGUUCAGUGAGAAAAGCCUGGUGAAACUCCCAUGCGACAUCCCUUUGCUGUGUGCUGCCACCUUGAGUGUCAACCCCUGCACAGCCUAUCGGAUGCUGGCUGAUUUCGAGACCCUGGGGCCAGGUGAUUCCAUCAUCCAGAAUGCAGCCAACAGUGGCGUGGGACAGGCUGUUAUUCAGAUUGCAGCAGCUUUAGGCAUCAAAACAAUCAAUGUGAUCCGAGAUAGACCCAAUCUCCAAGAGGUGGUAGACAGACUGACAUCCCUUGGUGCAGACCAUGUCAUCACAGAAGAGAUGCUGAGAAAGCCAGAGAUGAAAGACUUGUUUAAGAAAGUCCCCAAACCCCGGUUAGCUCUGAAUUGCGUCGGAGGGAAAAGUACUACGGAGAUGCUGCGCCACAUACAACAGAAAGGGACCAUGGUUACAUAUGGCGGGAUGGCAAAACAGCCUGUGACUGUCCCUGUGAGUGCAUUCAUCUUUAAGGAUGUGAAGCUGCGUGGGUUUUGGAUGACCCAGUGGAAGAAAGACGAAACCCAGAGCCCUUCCUGCUUUGAGGCUGUGUGGAUGGGGCAGAAGCUACCUAGACACAGCCUUAAGCUCAAAGCAGCGUGUGCCAGAUGGUUGCUGACCAAGCUGCAGUGCAAGUGGCAGACAAGGACAGAUUGACUGGGAUGAUUCUGACCCUGUGUGAUCUUAUUCAUAAGGGGCAGCUCACUGCUCCAGCCUGCACACCGGUCCCACUGAAGGACUACCGAAUUGCCCUGGAGGCCUCCAUGAAGCCAUUCAUCUCAUCUAAACAGGUCCUCACCAUGUGAUCCUGCUCCCAUGGACAAUCAUAUACCCUUUGUUUCCAGAUGAGUUUUAAGAGGGAGCUGAAUCACAGCCAGUUCUGACGCCAUUGCAGACAAUACAACUGAUUUCAUGCACGUUUGCUUCAAUGUAUCCUGUCUUUAGGAGAGAGUUGUUGAAGAGGAAGAAUCUCUAAAAUUUGUCAACUUUGCCCACUUGAAACAAUAACAAUCACAUCUGAGGCUAAUGUGCAUUACUGACGUGACUCGAGCAGACAGUAGAUCUCUGCUUUUGGAGAUAGAUCCUGUUUUCAUAUUGGCUAAAAUUAUUUGCUUUGCAAUAGAAAGUUAAGGAUGGCUAAAGUGCAGUCCCUGGAAUCCUAAAAAUUAGGGUAGAGGCAAAGCCAAUCAACUUCCAGCUGACUGCUGGUGAAAUCAGUCAGUCAAGGAGGACACCAAAAGAAGCCCUCUGCUCUGGAUGUGUGUAGUCACCCAAGUUGGAGGGCACUGGGACUCCCAACAAGAUGCUAAUGCGACCCUUACUGUAAAGUUUUCCUGCCCCAGAGUGUGCUUUAAGUGAGGAAGCCUCCAUUUUUCUGUCUCUCUGUGGCUUCUUCCCAUGAAGGACUCCUCUAGAUGUGGAGUAUUGUCCUAGAUUGUAUCCUAACCCCAGUAUUGUCAUGUACAAUCCUUAGGGAAACUUGCAUCUAUAGUUUGAUAUUGAGGCAGUUGUGGAUGAAAUAAAGGCACUUCACGUUGUGUUGCAAACCUGUCAUCCAAGAGCAAGAAUUGUGAAAUGGGCCAUUGAAAUGUCAAUGAUUGUUCAGAAUAAAUGCUAUAAUUUUGAGAGA
This is a messenger RNA of Dermochelys coriacea (leatherback sea turtle), 2090 nucleotides long. RefSeq names its product mitochondrial trans-2-enoyl-CoA reductase (gene MECR). Lineage: Eukaryota; Metazoa; Chordata; Testudines; Dermochelyidae. Bases 8 to 1117 code for a protein of 369 amino acids. Gene Ontology annotation, biological process: fatty acid metabolic process. The record is from RefSeq and is a predicted model, not a curated record. The transcript is spliced from 11 exons. Gene Ontology annotation, molecular function: trans-2-enoyl-CoA reductase (NADPH) activity. Gene Ontology annotation, cellular component: mitochondrion.